This is a messenger RNA of Aspergillus chevalieri, 2205 nucleotides long. It is a transcript of the gene NDC80, whose product is annotated as kinetochore-associated Ndc80 complex subunit NDC80. Gene Ontology annotation, biological process: attachment of mitotic spindle microtubules to kinetochore. The record is from RefSeq and is a predicted model, not a curated record. The coding region runs from base 1 to 2205 and encodes 734 amino acids. Lineage: Eukaryota; Fungi; Ascomycota; Eurotiomycetes; Eurotiales; Aspergillaceae. Gene Ontology annotation, cellular component: Ndc80 complex. The transcript has 2 exons.
AUGUCGCAGGACACCGGGCUGUUUAGCAUCAAGCGGCCCCGCGAGACUCUGGGGAGUGUCCAGAAUUUCUCAGCGCUCCCUCAACCCUCGUCGGCUCUGAAGCGUACCAGUUCCAUUGGCGGAUUUAACGCCCCCUUCACCUCCCAGCAUACGCGUAUGUCGUUGAUGAACUCUGCCAGCCGACCACAACAACCCAACUUUACACGUUCCUCGUCAGGGGGAGUUUUUGGUGCCGAUGCCGGUCUUUCUUCCGUUAGGCGAUCCGUGUCGAGCAACAUGUUCCAUGGCCCCAGUGUCGGACGUCCCAGCUUUGCCCCCGGGCAACCUAUGUCGUCAUCGGCUUCUCAGAGUCUACAGCGAAGGAGCAGCGUCUUUUCGCGACCGUCUAUGGGCGGUCCGAUGGGCCACCAGUCGUUCUUUACCCAGACUCCUUCGGUGGCCGGUGUGCCCAGGGACCCGCGACCGAUUAGAGACCGAUCCUUCCAGGCACGCAUUGGACAGGAGCUUUUGGAAUAUUUGACCCAAAACAAUUUUGAAUUGGAGAUGAAGCACUCAUUGGGACAAAACACGCUCCGUUCGCCGACUCAGAAAGACUUCAAUUACAUUUUUCAAUGGCUAUACCAUCGGAUUGAUCCCGGGUAUAGGUUUAUGAAGAGUAUGGACGCGGAGGUGCCACCGAUUUUGAAACAACUGCGGUAUCCUUAUGAAAAGGGCAUCACAAAAUCACAGAUUACUGCUGUUGGUGGUCAGAACUGGCCAACAUUCUUGGCUAUGUUGCAUUGGCUGAUGCAGUUGGCGCAAAUGAUGGACAGGUUCAUUCUGGGCGAUUAUGAUGAAGCUUGUGCGGAGGCUGGUGUGGACGUUUCUGGGGACCGCAUUAUCUUCCGCUUUCUGACAGGCGCUUACCAUGAUUGGUUACAGGGCGGGGAGGAUGAGGACGAUGAAACCGCCGGGCAGAGAUUGGUUCCUCAUGUAGAAUCCAUGGCCGAAGAAUUUGAGAGAGGCAACGAGAAGUACGUUCAGGAAAUGCAGGCAUUGGAAGCGGAAAAUCGAUCUCUACGCGAUCAAAUCGAGGAGAUGGAGAAGAGCGCACCUGAUAUGGCCAAGUUGGACAAGCAUUUCCGAAUUUUAGAGGACGACAAGAGGAAGUUCGAGGACUACAUCCAGAACGUGCAGGGAAAAAUCGAGAAGUAUGAGACUCGCAUCAAAUUUCUUGACGAGGAAGUAAAAAAGACCGACACGGACCUGCAAGCGGCAGAAGAGGAGCGUAUUAGUCUCCAAGCCAGUGUGGACCGGCAAGGUAUCACCAUCCAGGAUAUUGAUCGUAUGAAUACGGAACGGGAGCGACUGCAGAGGAGUCUUGACGAUACGAUGGUCCGACUAGAAGAAGGAAAUGCGCGGAUCAUGGAAAAGGAAGCCGAAGCUAGUCAAAAGCUUGAGGAUCUGGAGGAAAUUGUCAAGGCCUACAAUACUCUUGGCUACCAGACAAGCUUGAUUCCCUCGUCUGCCGUCAACGCGAAGGGAGUUGACUAUGAACUCAGUCUCAAUGUCAAUGAAAACAGUUUCUCUGCGUCCCAAAUCGGUGGCGCCAACCGCAUAUCGACCGAAGGCGAUCGACUGCUGGCAGAUCCGUUCACCGGCUACCACCCAGCACACCUGUUGAAUCUAGACCUCCGAGGAAUAAUUCGGAGCAACCUGCAAACCCUGCGGAAGGAAAUCAACGAACGCCGCAAGAAUGCUAUCGAUGAUGAUAUGGAGCGACGAAACCUGCUAGACAACAUCAAGGAGGCCAUGGAUGAGAAGCGCAGCGAGGUCGAGGCUCUUGAACACAGGCGACGCGCCGCCGAAGAAGAGUUCGAGCGCACAAAGGAGAUUACAACCACACAGAAGCUCGCAUCGGAUGCGCAAAUUGAGAAGAUGGAGAAGGAGCUGGCCAAGAUGCGGGCCACAUUGAGCGAAAGUGUGCAAUUGAUGGAACAGCGCGAGAUGAACACCAACAUUGAGUACGAACAACUAACGCUGCGAGCCAAUGCCCUCCGAGAGGAACUGCACACGAAUGUGGAGAGCAUGUUGAAUGACGUCAUCCGUUUCAAGGUCCAUGUCCAGAAGGGUCUGGAAGACUACGAGAGCUUCGUGGUCGACGAAGUGGAACAAGAACUUGGGGGAGACCUACAACCGGCCGAUGAGAUGGACUUUGACGAGUGA